Messenger RNA from Fomitopsis serialis, 822 nucleotides. RefSeq lists its product as uncharacterized. Gene Ontology annotation, cellular component: nucleus. The coding region runs from base 1 to 822 and encodes 273 amino acids. Gene Ontology annotation, biological process: mRNA export from nucleus. NCBI's taxonomy places the organism in Eukaryota, Fungi, Basidiomycota, Agaricomycetes, Polyporales, Fomitopsidaceae. The transcript has 4 exons. The record is from RefSeq and is a predicted model, not a curated record. Gene Ontology annotation, molecular function: mRNA binding.
AUGACUGCCUCCCUCCUCGACCGCAUCAGCCUCCCGAACGACAACUCCAUCGGUCCCGUGCGCAGCAGAGGCAACCGCGCAGGCGGAACGAGCCCAUAUAACCGAAACCAACGCCCGCCUCCAAAAGGUGAUGUCAACGGUACCUGGACGCACGACCUCUACCAGGGAACCGAUGCUGCCCGGCGCGGAGGCUCGCUCAGCGCACGGCUCUCCAACUCUCCUAUCAAUGCGCCGAAGAUGAAUUUUGGAGUGGCGGACAGGGCGCUGCGGGACGCGCUCGGCGAGAAGGGGCUCAGCAUCAAAGGCGCGAGCAGCAGGGGAAAUGUGGUCGAGGUGGCGGGGCUCGCGAACGGGACGAGCGCGGCGGAUGUUGAGGCCAUCUUCAAACGCUGCGGGCCCAUUACUCAGUCCGUGCUCUCCAAACGCGACCCACCCAUCGUGCGGGUGACCUUCAAGCACGAGAAAGACGCCCAGGCGGCGGUUGCAAAGUUCGACGGGCAGCCCGCUGACGGGCGAACGCUCAGCGUGCGCGUCGUCGGAGGCGUGAAUGCGACGCUCUUCGGCCGCCUCGAGGGCGCGGCGAUGGACAGCGACAGUGUAGACUUGCUCAUGGACGACGGCGGGUCGAGUGGAUCACAAAGGAAGCUCCGGUCGGACGACAUCCUUGCGAAGGACACGCGUGCGAGGGUGCUCGUCGCUCCCCCGGGGCUGAACCCGGCGGAUUACGUACAGCGGCCGACGCGUGGUGGACGGGGGCGCGGUCGGGGCCGAGGCCGGCGUGGAGGUGGUCGGGGCGACAGCGCUCGGAUGGACAUCGACUGA